This is a messenger RNA of Parnassius mnemosyne (clouded apollo), 462 nucleotides long. The record is from the annotation of a GenBank genome assembly. Lineage: Eukaryota; Metazoa; Arthropoda; Insecta; Lepidoptera; Papilionidae.
AUGCACCUCCGCAAGGCGAAGCUCAUGUUCUUCUGGGUGCGGUAUCCGAGCUCCGCGGUCCUCAAGAUGUACUUCCCAGACAUCAAGUUCAACAAGAACAACACAGCGCAGCUCGUCAAGUGGUUCUCUAACUUCCGGGAGUUCUACUAUAUCCAGAUGGAAAAGUACGCGCGGCAAGCGAUCAGCGAAGGCCUGAAGGCUGCGGAUGACUUGCACGUGGCGGGUGACUCCGAGCUGUACAGAGUGCUCAAUUUGCACUACAAUAGAAACAACCACAUUGAGGUUCCACCAAACUUCAGAUACGUGGUUGAGCAAACCCUCCGCGAGUUCUUCCGCGCAAUCCAAGGCGGGAAGGACACGGAGCAGAGCUGGAAGAAGUCCAUCUACAAAGUGAUCUCGCGGCUCGACGACCCCGUCCCGGAGUACUUCAAGUCACCGAACUUUCUCGAACAGCUCGAAUGA